UUCCUUUUGUCUCUGCGGUUCUCCCUCUACCUCUCCGGCUCUCCCUCUUCAGUCAGCAAUAAAAGGCAACCUUCGUCAGCCAAGGACACCUCGCUCGCCCCUGCCUGCCGUACUCUCCGGCCGUUCCCGCCAGAGCCGCCUCGCGCCUCCCGUACUCCUCCGGCCGUCCCCGACGGAGCUGCCUCGACUGUCCCCCGCCGCGCUAGCAACCACAUUUUUUGGACUUCCCCGCUUGACUUUGGGCCUCCCCUGCCCCCAACCCCGGCAAACAGCCGUCCUCCGCCACCCGCGGCCGGCGACGCCCCGCCUUGCCGUUCCGCCUUGCCGGAGGCGGAGAUUCCGCGACGGAAGCCGACGCGCGGCAGUCGAUUCCGCGAUGGAGGCAGCCGCCGCCGCCGAUGGAGGCAUGAAUCUUUUGAAGAGGCCAUCCAACUCAUCGCCUCCAGAAGACGAAACAGACAAGCAUAAACGGCAGAAGAGGGAAUGCCAGGAUUUCACCCCCAGAAGGUACCAGCUUGAUGUCUAUGAGGUUGCUAUGAGGCAGAACACAAUUGCGAUGCUUGACACGGGAGCUGGGAAGACAAUGAUUGCUGUCAUGCUCAUCAAGCAUUUUGGGAAGAUCAGCAAAGCAAAUAAUGAUCGAAAGCUCAUCAUAUUCCUUGCACCAACAGUUCAACUCGUCACACAGCAAUGCGAGGUUAUUAAGAGCUACACUGAUUUUGAGGUGGAGCAUUAUCAUGGUGCAAAGGGUGUUGAUCAAUGGAAGGCUCAUAGCUGGCAACAACAAUUCUUAAAAUAUCAGGUUAUGGUCAUGACACCACAGGUGUUGCUAGAUGCUUUACGCCAAGCUUUCUUGAUCCUGGACAUGGUUAGUCUCAUGAUAUUUGAUGAAUGCCAUCACGCAACUGGUAACCACCCAUAUACUAGGAUAAUGAAGGAGUUCUAUCACGGAUCAGAGCAUAAACCAAAUGUGUUCGGUAUGACAGCCUCUCCUAUCAUAAGAAAAGGGGUCUCAUCUGAUUUGGAUUGCGAAAAUCAGCUAUCUGAGCUGGAAAAUAUUUUAGAUUCCAAGAUACACGCUGUGGUGGAUAGAGAAGAGAUAGAACUUUGUGUUCCUUCCGCAAAAGAAGUGAACAGAUACUAUGAGCCGAGAACUGUUUCUUUUGAAGAUUUAAGUGAAGAACUGGAAAUUUUGUGUUCCAAGUAUGAUGGGCUGAUCGUACAAUUGCAUAACAGAUCGACCAAUCAGUACAAAGAUGCUGAUGAAAUAACAAAAGAAUCACGGAGACGUCUCUCAAAAUCUUUAGCAAAGAUUUGCUAUUGCCUUGAAGAUGCCGGUCUUCUUUGUGCUAGUGAGGCCACUAAAAUCUGCAUUGAAAGAGGGCAGAGAAAAGGUUGGCUGAAGGGGGGCAGUGACACCACUGAUCAGCAAAGUGAUCCAAAUGGACCAAUCCUAUUUGCAGAAAUUUCAAUGCUUCAUAUGAAGUUCUUUCAGGAAGUGUUGGAUAUAAUUGACAAACGCCUCCAACAGCAACAAGGAAUUGAUGCCCUUCUGAACUCAGAGAGUGGAUGUGUGGAAGCAGCAAAGAUGGGCUAUAUUUCACCAAAGCUCUAUGAGCUCAUGCGAGUAUUUCUUUCUUUCAGUGACUCUGAUAACGUCCGAUGCCUUAUUUUUGUGGACCGAAAGAUUAGUGCUAGAGUCAUUGAGCGGACAAUGAAGAAAAUAGGCCGACUCUCCUGUUUCAGAGUCUCUUUUCUAACUGGAGGGAGUUCUUCAGUGGAUGCACUCACCCCUAAAAUGCAAAAGGAUACGCUGGAUUCAUUCCGCUCUGGAAAGGUCAACUUACUGUUUACUACAGAUGUUGCAGAAGAGGGUAUACAUAUUCCAGACUGCUCGUGUGUAAUAAGAUUUGAUUUGCCAAGGACUACCCGCAGCUAUGUGCAAUCACGUGGACGAGCACGACAGCGGGACUCUCAGUACAUACUAAUGAUUGAAAAGGGGAAUGUGAAACAAAGUGAUUUAAUAUCUAGGAUUAUGAGAAGUAAGACCUCGAUGACUGAGAUUGCUUCAAACCGAGAGCCUGAGGAUUCACACCGCAAUUUCUUCCCCAUUGAAGAAAUAAAUGAAUACCAUAUAAGCACAACAGGAGCCAAAAUAACUACUGAUUCUAGCAUCAGUGUUCUCAACCAGUACUGUGACAAGCUCCCGAAGGACAAGUACUACACCCCAAGACCCACGUUUCAGUUCACCCAUUAUGGUGAUGGUUAUGAGUGUACUGUAACACUACCAUCCAGUGCCAUGUUUCAACUUUUGGUAGGUCCAAAAGCAAGAAAUAUGCAGAAAGCAAAGCAGCUUGUUUGCCUUGAUGCAUGUAAGAGGCUGCAUCAGCUCGGAGCACUUGAUGACCAUCUUUCUCCAUCAGUUGAAGAGACGCCUCUGGAAAUUUCAAGCAAGUCUAGUAUCUCAACAUCUGGUGCAGGUUUAGGUACAACCAAACGGAAAGAGCUACAUGGUACAACCAAAGUUCUUUCUAUGUCUGGCUCUUGGGGUUCAGAUAAAAGUGUGACUAAACUUCAAGGCUACAAGUUAAAUUUUGUUUGUGAUCAAGUUGAUCAAAAAUACUGUGACUUUGUCCUUCUAAUUGAUACAAGUAUAGCAAAAGAAGCUGCUACUUUAAAUAUUGAUUUAUAUUUGCAUGACAAGAUGGUAAAAGCUUCGGUUUCUCCUUGUGGACCUCUUGAGUUGGAUGCUCGACAGAUGGAAAAAACAAAAUUGUUUCAAGCACUUCUAUUUAACGGUUUGUUUGGAAAACUGUUUAUUGGAUCAAAAGCAUCAAAAACCCCAAGGGAGUUCAUUCUCAAGAAAGAUGAUGCAUUUCUUUGGAAUAAAGAAAAUAUGUAUUUGCUAUUACCUGUGGAUUCUACUCAGGAUUCUCAUAAAAGUGUUUGCAUCAACUGGAGUAUAGUUGAUAUAGCGGCUACAACUGUUGGACUCAUGAGAAGCAUUUAUUCAGAUGGCAAACAUAACCUAAAGGAUAAACUUAAUCAUGAAAAAAAUGACGAAAAUUUUAUUCGUUUGGCCAACAAGUCAUGCAAAGCUGAUGAUCUUAAAAAUAUGGUGGUUUUAGCAAUUCAUACUGGAAAGAUAUAUACUGUUCUUAAGGUAUCUGAUUUAUGUGCUAAUAGUAAAUUUGAUGGUACAUCUGACAAGAAAGAAGCAAAAUUCCAGACAUUUGCAGAAUAUUUUGAGAAGAAGUAUAAUAUAUUUCUUUGUCAUCCUUUACAACCAUUGCUAGUGUUGAAACCCACCCAUAAUCCUCACAAUCUUCUUUCCUCAAAGAAUAGAGAUGAAGGCAAUGUUGUGGAAAAUAAAAAUAGGGCAAAUAGCCUUGUUCACAUGCCUCCAGAGUUGCUGAUUCCCCUUGAUUUACCUGUUGAUGUUUUGAGAGUAUUCUAUUUGUUUCCAUCUCUGAUGCAUCGUCUUGAAUCACUAAUGCUAGCCAGCCAACUAAGAAGUGAAAUUGCAUACACAGAUUCUGAUAUAUCGAGCUUCGUGAUUUUGGAAGCUAUUACAACACUUAGAUGCUGCGAGGACUUCUCAAUGGAGCGUUUAGAGUUAUUGGGGGACUCUGUUCUUAAGUAUGCAGUGAGUGCCCAUCUUUUCAUGACAUUUCUUAAUAAGCAUGAGGGGCAGUUAUCGUCCAGAAGGCAAGAAACUAUAUGUAAUGCCACACUUUAUAGACUUGGUACUGAACGCAGAAUACAGGGUUAUAUACGUGAUGCUGCAUUUGAUCCUCGUCGAUGGCUUGCUCCUGGACAGCUGUCCAGCCGUCCCUGUCCUUGUGAAUGCCCAGUAAAAUCUGAGGUUAUAACUGAGGAUAUUCACAGAAUUGAUGACAAAUCUAUAAUUAUAGGCAAGGCGUGUGACAAGGGACACAGAUGGAUAUGUUCUAAAACCAUCUCUGAUUGUGUUGAGGCUAUAAUUGGGGCCUAUUAUGUGGAAGGGGGAUUAAAAGCAGCUUUUGCUGUUCUCAAAUGGUUGCAGAUUGAGACACUUGAGGAAGAGCAAAUUAUGGAAGCCCUAUCAAGUGCUUCAGUGCGAAAUUAUCUUCCAAAAGUUGAUGUAGUUGAAUUUCUUGAAGCAAAACUAGGCUACACCUUUCAAGUGAAAGGUUUGCUAAUAGAGGCUCUCACCCACCCAUCACAGCAAGAAUCUGGAGCAACAUACUGCUACCAGCGCUUGGAAUUCCUUGGUGAUGCAGUCUUAGAUAUUUUAAUAACUCGCCAUUUAUUCCUUAGUCAUAAAGACACAGAUGAGGGGGAGCUGACAGAUUUACGGUCUGCAUCAGUAAAUAAUGAGAAUUUUGCACAAGUUGCGGUAAAGCACAAUCUCCAUCAGUUUCUACAACAUUCUUCUGGGUUCCUACAAGACCAAAUUACUGAAUAUGUGAAUAGUCUGGAAGGUUCAUCCAUGGACAGAACCAGCCUUUUAUCCAGUGGGCCAUCUAGGGGGCCAAAAGUUCUAGGUGAUAUUGUAGAAAGUAUUGCAGGUGCUAUUCUUAUUGACAGCAAACUUGAUCUGGAUUUAGUCUGGCGGGUUUUCAAACCUCUUCUUUCCCCAAUUGUCACACCUGAGAAUUUGGAGUUACCCCCAUUCAGAGAACUUAAUGAGUGGUGUGACAAGAAUGGGUACUUUAUUGGAAUUAAAUGUGAAAAUCGAGGAGACAAAACAACGGCUAUUCUUAGCUUACAACUCAAGGACUUGCUUCUGGUGAGGCAAGGUUGUGGGAAGAACAAAAUAGAUGCAAAAGCACAUGCAGCUUCCUUAUUGCUCAGGGAUCUAGAGGAAAAAGGACUUAUAAUUCCAAAGAAUGCAAGCAGAGUGGAACAAUUUGAAAAGAAUUCUGGUACUAGAAACCAUUGCAACAACUUGGUUGAUGUUAUGGACACACAAAAUGUAGCACCACCUAGGCAAAAGGAACUACCGGUGUCAAGUACCGCUCCUGGCUCUGUUCUUGAUAAACCAUUGGUUGUGAAGGUUAAGUUGAGUAAAGGAGGACCUCGUGUAUCGUUGUAUGAGUCGUGUAAAAAGCUUCAGUGGCCAAUGCCUAUGUUUGAAUUUGUGAAAGUCGAGCCAAGUGUGUGCUCCUCUUCCGGUGAUUCUUCACAAAAGGUUGCACCCCAAGGAUAUGCAUUUGCUUCAACAAUAACAUUGCAUAUACCGAACGGCGAUAUCAUCAGCCUCACAGGAGACGGACGUGCGGAUAAGAAGAGCUCACAGGAUUCUGCUGCGCUGCUCAUGCUCUAUGAGCUGCAGCGGCGAGGUAGAUUCCAAGUCCAAGAAGUAUGACGAAUCACAACAGAUUCAUGGUUCCAUCACCAAAGGUGUAAUGUUACCUCCGAUUAUUGCUUGGGCAUCUUGGAAUAAUGUCAUCACCAGACCAGUUGCCCUUAGUUGGCUGCUGCGAUGUAGGAAAAUAAUGUAGCCGUGUAGGUUACUCUUGUUCUUGCCUUGUGAUGAAUCAGACAUUUCAUCUGUAUAUAUAUAGGCGCAUGCCAAUAAGAGCCGUGGUCAUGAUGUGUGUACACAUGCAGUAAUAAAGCAUCACAUGGUUUCCAGACUCGGGAAAAAUCUAUGAGCUGAAAUUGUCACCAAAAGCAAUAUGCUUA
Sorghum bicolor (sorghum) is the source of this 5670-nucleotide messenger RNA. RefSeq names its product endoribonuclease Dicer homolog 3a. The coding region runs from base 377 to 5350 and encodes 1657 amino acids. Gene Ontology annotation, cellular component: nucleus; cytoplasm. Gene Ontology annotation, biological process: siRNA processing. Gene Ontology annotation, molecular function: RNA binding; ribonuclease III activity; ATP binding. The record is from RefSeq and is a predicted model, not a curated record. The transcript is spliced from 26 exons. Lineage: Eukaryota; Viridiplantae; Streptophyta; Magnoliopsida; Poales; Poaceae.